AUGAAUCAAGCAAAUGAGAAUCAAGUGGAAAGUUAAUAAAUCCUAAAUCCAGAAUUGUUUUCUGCUCCUAAAGGUGUCAAGCAUUAAAUAAUUAACCCUAUCAUUAAAAUAGAGGAUCAGAUAAAAAAUAUCAAGUUGGAAAUCAAUGAAGCUGUACAUUAAGGAAAUGAUACAAAAUAGCUUGAAUAAUAAUUGGAGGACUUGUUAAACAGUUUGAGUGAUAAAUUUUAUCAACUGGAUAUUUGUAUGAGGGAAGUUUUGCAAAAGUUUGUUUAGAAUGGAAAUAAGAUGUUCAUAAGAUUGAAUGAAAAUUAUUUUGCCAACAAUCAAAGGAUCAAAAAUACCUUUAAGGGAUUAGCAGAGUAGUUUAAUUUGCAUUUCUUAGAUCAAAAUCCCACUUAAAGAUAUAUUGUAAUUACUAAGUACUUAAGACCUGAUGGUCGAUAUGAAAUAUAUCUAAGAUAGCCCAGAAACCAUGGGCAUGGACCAUAGACAGUACCCGAAGAGGAUAAGGUUCCUAAGCCCUUUAAGGAGCUAUUUGAAUAGAUUCAAUAACCUCUACCGCCUGAUAUUAUAAAGGAGAUUGCAGUAUAAAAUGAUCCCCAAGAAUAAUAUAGUAUUAAUAUAAGUUUCAAUAAGCCAGAGGAAUAUGGAUGCGAAAUCACUCUUUAUAGGAUAUAUUAAUUAGACAUAUAUGAUUAAUCAUUAUCCUUGUAACCUGCAAAGAGAAUAGUGCUCGAAUUUCCGAACAACAAAGAGUAAGUGUAAUAGUAAACACUAACCUUUACAAGAAAUCAUCCUUUAACUUAAGGCUAGUUACCAUUCAAUGAAAUGGUCUACUUAUCUAUAGAAGCCUAAAAUAAAAAUGGUUGGUCUUCUGAUCUUGAGGUAUAUCCAAUCAAACUGUACGUUAAAUAUUAUGAACCUCUUUCUCUCUAUCUGUAAGGAACUAUUAGUUCUGUCCUAAUCGAUGAUACAAGUCAAUUUUUAGAACUAUUCUAAAUACAAUAGAUUGUAAAUGAGGAAAAUAAGAGUUAUCUUAUAAUUGAAGAUUAUAGCUUGGUUUUGCUUGAGAAGUAAUAAAUAAGGAAUGUAUCUAUCAAAAAAGAGUAUGUGUUUAUAUGAAUGUUAGUACAGUGGCACUGGUGAGUACUAGAUUCCAGGCCUGUUAAUGGGGUAGCAUACUUAACUUCUAUGAUGAAAGCAUUACUUAAAAUUUCGAUGUAGAUCCAAUCAAAGAUUUUGAUAUUAGUCCCCCUUAUCACAUUAACACAGAUAGAGCAAUUAGCAAAAUAGCUUGUGGAUUAUAUCAUUCUUUGGCUCUCACUGUGGAUGGCAAUGUACUUUCUUGGGGAUACAACAAACACGGCUAAUUGGGAAAUGGUAAUCAUAAGAUAAUACUAUCAAUUAGGAAUGACCAUUAGUUCUAUGUAGCCUUAGCAAAUCUCUUAUUUCAAGAAUAAUUAAGUGUUUGUAGUUGAUAUAUCUGCUGGACAAGAAAUCUCAAUAUGCCGAUCUGAUUUAGGGGAUGUGUAUACUUGGGGUAAGAUGCAAAAUUUAUUUGGGGAUAACAUUAUCAAAGUUCUGAAUGCUUAGAAAGAAGCAAUUAAUCUAUAAUGUGCUGAUCAAUCUAAUAGUCAGUUGGUCCCUAGAAAGAUAAAUCUUAAGGCUAAGCAAAUCUAGGCAGGAUAUUCUUGUUUUGCAGCACUCUCCUUAGAGAACAACCUUUAUAUGUGGGGGUGUAACGAACACGAAGUCUUUGGGUUUCUGAAAUGUCCAGAGUUGGAUGACCAAAUUAUUGUUCAUUUAUUGGAUCCAAUUAGGAUUAAUAUUGAGAACGAAUAUGAAAUCAAGUAGAUAAUAAUAUUCUUAUAAUUUUUUAGAGAUUUUUAAAUUGGUGCUUAUCAUUGUGUAGUAAGAGUGAUUUGUAAGAGUAAUUAAAGUGAACAAUACCUUUCUUGGGGUUACAAUAAAUACAAUUAAUGCGGACAAUCUGCAAGUAAUAAAAAUUCAGCUAAAUCUUGCAAGAGAAACCAAAUAGAGUAAGUAUAAAAGAUUAAUAUGUAUAGCAUCUUACCAUAAAAGAAAUUCAAAUCAUAUAGUUGUGGUUUUGAUAGAUCAAUCUUUGCUUCAUUUGACAAUCAUAUUUAUACCUUAUCAAAAAAUGAUACUAAGAACAAUGACUGUUCUGUUUUUGUAGAGGUAAUUAAUUAAUAUUUUCCAGGAAGUUUUGGCCGGAGAUCUUAUAUCCUUGGUAUUGGGAAGGGAAUGAUG
Messenger RNA from Paramecium octaurelia, 2274 nucleotides. The record is from the annotation of a GenBank genome assembly. Lineage: Eukaryota; Ciliophora; Oligohymenophorea; Peniculida; Parameciidae.